AUGUCUUCAAUUGCUGCCAUGGCUUCCCGUCGGGCCUUCGCCCGCCAGUCCGUCUUCCGGGCUGCCCCGCGACGCCUCUACAGCUCCAAGAUCGAGGAGGCCAAGCUCGACAAGGCUGGCAAGCGCGAUCCCGAGCUCUACGUGCUUCUCGGUGUUAUGUCCGGAGCUUUUCUGAUUGCUGGAUGGUACUUCGGCAGAAAGCCCACCUCCGUCACCUCUGAGAGCAACGUUCGCAUCGGCGAGAGCGCCAUGCCCUGGGAGCGCGAUGACGAUGGCAAGGUCUACAAGUACCAGUACCACCCCCACGGUGAUACCAGCCAGCCCCUUAGAAACGCUCCCAGCGCUCUGAACACCGUCAUUGUUCCCAAUGUCACCCUGCCCGCGGAUCUCCACGAGCGCUUCAACAAGUACGGAAAGGAGGAGUGGGACUACUAG
This is a messenger RNA of Aspergillus clavatus NRRL 1, 435 nucleotides long. RefSeq lists its product as uncharacterized. The record is from RefSeq and is a predicted model, not a curated record. The coding region runs from base 1 to 435 and encodes 144 amino acids. Lineage: Eukaryota; Fungi; Ascomycota; Eurotiomycetes; Eurotiales; Aspergillaceae. The transcript is spliced from 4 exons.